GGUAAUCACAAGCGUGGAAUUUGCUCUACUCGGCGGCGUAUUUUAAAGGAAAAUUGAUCGAUCUUUCUGAAAAUGUCUUCGUCCAGGUAUUAAUAAUUUUAUGUCUAAGUUAUAAUUAUACUUUAAUAGUUCCGUCUUCACCUUGUUGUUCCGGAAUUCCGCAAUAGUUGUUGGUGAGGUGUAUUCUUUAUUUUGAACGGGGGGCUGUAUUAGCUUUCCGGCAAUCGAGAAAUUUCGUCAUAUUUUUUUUAAAGGCUUUGUUUAGGGUUGUUUUUCACUGAACAAAACAGAAUUAAUAAUAUCGAUCACUCUCAAGCAGCUGCAAUCUUCAUUCUUUCAGAAUUUGACUUGUUCCCAAAAUUGCUUUCUUUUAAUUCUUAGCUUAAUUGUCAGCCUUAAUAUUAAUUAAAACUUGCUUUACACGAGCCGCCACUUGCUUGUGUAUUUAUCGAUGUAAUCCACAAAAAAGAUAAAAGACCGUGACUUCCGAAAUAUUUGUUAACGUGAAUCAUGCAAAGAAUACAAACAACUGCCGGCAGGAAAUAAUCUAUUGAACAUUUCCGGUUACACAGGGUGCAUGCUAGUGCCUCAUAAGCUCUUUAUCACGCUAUAUAUAUACAGAUAUCUUUGCUUGGCGCGCGGUAGAAGUUAAUAUCCAGAGAAGAAUUCGCAUAUUCGCGUCACUAUUAACUGUUCAUGGCUUGUGUUUUUCCAAGGUUGGACCCAACGCUGGCGUACCCCGUGCCUUUGCGACCGAGUGUUUUCCAACACGCUCGCUUUAUCGACAAGAUGCAGCCUGGUGUAGCGAGGAUAAAACAAGAGAAGCAUGAAGUUUACCACGAUGAACCGUUAAGCGAAGGUAUGUAGACUCGGGAGUAUGGCAUUACUGGGAUUUUUUGUACUUUAAAAAAGUAAACGUUUCAUGAAGAAUUUAAUUCCUUGGUCACUUCAACUAAGUUAACUGAAUGAUUUUUGUUUGUUUGAAUGGCAUAAAACCGAUAAAUUUUGCUGAUUUUCCCUCGCAAUGACGAUGAUGAUGACGAUAUGUGAGGAAUAUGUAAAAUAAUCCGUCUGGCAUCUUUCGAAACAGUUUUCAUGCCUCACAGCAGUAGCAGUGAGUGUUACAGCAAGAGUGGUAGUUAAUACUGCUUGUGUUUGACUUUGUUAAUAACUCCCUCAACACUAACCCUAUGCUUAUAUGUUCGCUGUUUGACCUAUGCUAGCUUAUUAAAGCAUUGUUUAUCCUCCCGGCUUUGAAGUACGUGAUCUGGUUUUUUUCCUUUGCACUUUUGUUUCUGCUUCUCAGUAACCAGCGCAAUUGGUGAUCAGUUCUCGUCUCGUUAGAGUGGAUUUCAACUGUCGCGUACAUCUUUUAGGCGCGUAAAUAAUAUAGAGGCAAUGUAUGCGAGGUGACGCGUAAAAAUCUAAAAGUUGAGUGAGUAGUUGCAACGUUUUUUACUUUUACGUGCGACCUUCCACACACUGCCUCUAUUUUUAGUGAGGACUACGCAUAUAAAAAUGUGUAUACUAAAUUGAAGUGAAAAUCAUUUCAUCAAAAAUUUCAACUUUCACUGACUUGCGCACCCCUGAAAAAUAGAUAGUACUGUUGGACAGGCUACCUUAGAGGUUUUAUUCCGAUGAUAAUUACACUGAUACCAUAGAAUUUUAGUGAUCUACGGACUGAAAGAGUUAGCUGACAAACUACAGUAUGUCACGUUUCUCAGUUUAACUCUGUCGUACAUCAUAAAAAAUAUUAAAAGUAACCGGAUGCAGUGGCUGCUAAAUCAAAUUUCAAAGGGGACAACUCUGCUAUGGACUAUAAUGUGUUGAUCCAGUGCGUUUCUUUCUUUCUUUCUAUCUAUCUUUCUUUUUAUUUUUUUCCAACAAUGGUCUUUUCCAACAUAGCAAUGAAAUUAGUACUGAAACCAAUGUUUAAUAAAUAUUAUUAUUAUAACAUAACAGUAAAUUGUGACAUCCCUACGCUGCCAGAAACGGCCGAAUCGGAAAUUGAAUUUAAAGAAGUCUGCAAAUUAAAUUUUGUGAAAUAUGAAGAUACAAAUUAAGCUGAACAGUGUAUAGCGAGCGAGGAAGCUCUCUAGAGGGCUCCUGGGUUGGGGGGGGGGGGGUUGGGGGAAGAAGACCCUAGAGAGCUCACUCAAAGACUAAGAAGCGCACCCCCAAAGGGUGAUUUAAAUUUUUACCGCCCGUUAAGAGAUUUUUCCCAUGGAGACUGAGGUUUUCUGCGCAGGACGUUGAAAGGACAUUCGCUGACACUAACAGUCCUAUUCCGGUCUACACAUAUCCAGCCUACUUAUAAACAUGUCUCCUGAGUCAGCCUGCACAAAUACAGGCGUGGGGGGGGGGGGGGGGGGGGGGGGGGGGGGGGGGGGGGGGGGGGGGGGGGGGGUUGGGAGAAGAACACCUUAGAGAGCUCACUCAAAGACUAAGAAGCGCACUCCCAAAGAGUGAUUUAAAUUGUUACACGUUAAGAGAUUUUUCACAUGGAGACUGAGGUUUUCUGCGCAUAACGUUGAAAGGACAUUCGCUGACACUAACAGUCCUAUUCCGGUCUACACAUAUCCAGCCUACUAAUAAACAUGUCUCCUAAGUCAGCCUGCAAAUACAGCCGUCUCUCACCCCGCUCCUCCCCGCUAGGUCUGCUAAGGGCGACGUUUCGAAGGAGGCGAGGAGAGACAUCUGCAUUUGCAGGCCACUCCCGCGCUCGUAAACCAUCAGUUACUGCGAAGGAGCUUGCAAGCCGUAGAUUAGGAAACACUUAAUUAACGUGCAUUAAGACAGUGCUUCUCUUUUCCGCAGCAGAUCCCAGGCGAUGGAGCCGUGAGGACGUCUGCCGCUGGCUGCAGUGGAUGUCUGAAGCUUUCAACCUCGGUAGUGUUAGACCUGACAGAUUUCAAAUGAACGGUAAAGCCCUCUGCUUGAUGACCAUGGACAUGUUCCUGUACAGAGUGCCAGAAGGUGGGAACAUUCUCUAUCAGGAUUUCCAGAGAAGACUAAGGAACGCUGUUGCUUUACAGAAUUAAGCACGUCGAGUUCUUGACCGCUUUUUACCAUGGAAAGAUAUGAGUGAAUAAUGGAUUUGGAUGGGAAUUUUAGAAACUGAGAUAACCUGAAGAUAGAGAGGAGGGAUAAAAGCUCACGAUGAAAAGUGGAAACAAAAGUCAGAAGAUUCAGUGGAGAAUGCGUUAAAAAGUCGUCAGUGUGGGCAGACUGUACAAGAAAACUGCCCUUCCGAGCACACGUUGAAGCUCUAUGCCUUAUCCGGACUGGGAGGUUGUUGGAACUCUAAGUGCUAGUUUUUUGACGAAAGGAAGAGAGAUAACAAAAAUUAUAUUUAAAUACAUAUCUUAAUUUCCAAGAAGUUUAGAGUGAAAGAUGUCUUUAGUAGAAAUUUCUAGAUGUAGUGCAAUAUUGUCGGAUAGUAAAAGAGAUUAUUCAACACAAAGAUUGUAUUUAGAACAUUCCGUGAUUCUUUUUUCUUUAAUAUUUAAUUAUAAUAGAGACAUAACAGAAACAGAAAAUGAUGUAUAAAUACAAUGUGCCAAGUAAUGCCGAAAAAUCGUAACAUGCGCCCAAACGUGUUUGUGAAUAUGUGAAUAUUGUGAAAAAAUAGUCAUUCGCUAAUGGAUAUAUAUGGAGAAAUAAACGCAUUAGAAACAUCGAUGUUGCUUCUAGUCUAUUUCGUGAGUUGUUAAGCGCAAUAUAAACAAGUGUUUCCGGAAAUAUUCUUGACGAGCUGAUAUUUUUGGCUUUGCGAGCGUCAUGAAUGCGAGUGAAAAUACCGCCACAGUUAAUUCUCCGACUUUCACGCCUUUUUUUAAAAAAGCCGCCUAUGUCUUCUGCACGCUAUCAAAGCGCCCAAUCACAGCCAAAAGUGCGACAACCGACUCGAAAAUAAACGACGGAUCAUUCUGGAAAACUGUGCCUACAUUUGUUGCGUCUACUUUUUUUGCACGUGCAAUUUUUCUGCUGUUCUCAGCAAUGACAACAAAAUGUAACAGAAAGGUUUCGUAGAGAGGGUUUUGGCGCGAUGGUUGUGCCUUUACAAAUGGUCGAAAAACUUCGCAAAGUGUUCACGUUCCCUUAAAUUCAUUGGUACAAAAAACUGAAACUGAACUGAACAAGUUCAAAAUAAGUUAAAAAGAGAGAAAUAUGUCUUCAAGAGUAUAAAGUUCAAAUUGGCCUGGAGUCGGUAGUUAUAAAUUAAAUAAGCUUAUCGAAACGUACUUCAUCCUCUUUGCUAAGAAAGUAACAUUAAAGCAAUUGAUACAUCCUUUGUGGUCUGCAUUAACGGGCUAGUCGGUGUCUCAUCCGGCAGAUUCAGUUCAGAUCCAGGACAUUGCUGCUUGGAAUAUAUGGGGGCUCAUGGAAACGUACGAAGUCCCUGAGGUGCUCGUUCGGUCGAAAAAUGUCGAUCGAUGUCGAGACAGGUUUACUUUUAAUGUGCUGUUUUGUUCAUAACCUAGCCGCCUGCAUCAUACGGCAUUUACGGAAGAAAGGUUUA
Messenger RNA from Porites evermanni, 4522 nucleotides. NCBI's taxonomy places the organism in Eukaryota, Metazoa, Cnidaria, Anthozoa, Scleractinia, Poritidae. The record is from the annotation of a GenBank genome assembly.